CCAAUCCCUCUCUCUCUCUCUCUCUCUCUCUCUCGCGGCCAUAUCCUUGUUGCACAGCUUCCCACGCAAUAUACAAGACCAGAAGUCAAUACAUAAAAUCUCGGUGAAAAAGCAUGAAAUUUUAGGACUCCUCGAGCGUUGAAUGCUUCCGGGGGGGGAAGUUCGAGCUCGUCGGGACGUCUUUGUGCCUGCUUGAUUCCGCAAUUUGGCUGUAAGUUGAAGAAUUUCGGAGCUAGUUCAUACCCAGUAGCUGGCUAUGGCGAAACAAGCGAAUACCCUCUUUCUUGAAGACUGGUUGAGAAGCAACAGCGGCGGCGGCGGCGGCGGUGUCAACAGCGCCGGCAACGGUCCUACUUCAUCGUCGUCCGCUCGAGCAAUAAUUCAAGCCUGGGCCGAGCUCAGAGACUGUCUUCAGCACCAAUCUUUCCAACCCCACCACCUCCAAUCCCUGAAGACGCUCCUCAACUCUGAGGCUUCCCUUUAUGUCGCGGACCCUCAAGCCAAGCUUUUGAUCUCGACCCUCUCUUCUCCGAACGUCUCUCUCCCUCAGGAGUCGCAUCCCAUGUUUCUCAGGCUCCUCUAUUUUUGGGUAAGGAAGUCCUUCAGGCCCAAUCCCGUGCUUAUUGAUUCUGCCGUGGAGGUUGUGUGCGGAAUUGUUGUUUCGGCGAGGUUUGAUUCGGACUGGGGCCGUUUGGUGUUCGCCGAGGGUGUUCUUGUUCUGGGUGCAUUCUCUGUCGUGCCUGCCGCAUCCGAUGCCUCGAAAGUUCUAUGCUUGGAGUCCAUUUGCAGGCUGUUGGAACAUGGUGGUGCAUUGAUGAGGUUGUAUGAAGGAGUCAUAGCGAAUGUCCUUGCGGGAAUUGGAUAUGCUUUAUCUUGUCCUGUCAAUGUUCAUUACGAUAAAUUUGUGAGCUUUUUGUUGGGAGUUUGGGGGGGUGAAGAUGGACCUGAGAUUAAUAUUCCAAGUGGACUUAUGAUUCUGCAUUUGAUUGAAUGGGUGAUCUCUGGAUAUAUCAAUUCUCGUUCUUUCGAAAAGAUUAGGUUGUUUUCGCAGAUUGCUUUGGAAAAUUCAGAGGAGAAGUAUGUUCCUUAUGCUCUUUCAAUGGCUGCUGGUGGAGUAUUAAGAGCUUCCAAUAGACUUGCAUCUCGUGGUGCAGGGUUGGAGAUUCUUGGAUUGAGAAGUAGUGCAGAAGACAAGAUGGAAUAUCUCGCCAGUGCAUUGAUUUCCAGAAUGGGAGAUCCUGGGAAUUUUAUUGACUAUCCUGCGGAUAGACUCCUUUUACAGUGUUUAGCCUUAUCAGUUGCUCGGAGUGGCUCGUUAUCUUCAAGAGCCCCCUUUCUUAUAUGCCUUGCUUCUGCAUUGAUGAAUGAAAUUUUUCCCUUGAGGCGUUUAUAUGCCAAGAUACUUGAUAAUUCUCCUAGCGGUUCAGCUGGAAUAAGGCACAGUGAGGUUAGAGAACAUGUGGAAAGUGUUCUAUUUAAAGAAGGAGGAGCUGUGACUGGCAUUUUCUGCAAUCUUUAUGCUUCUGCGGAUGAACAAAACAAAGCUCUUGUGGAGAAUCUCUUCUGGCGUUACUGUUGUGAUUUGUAUGUGGGUCAUCGGCAACUCGUUCUAGUGUUUCAGGGCAGAGAGAAUAAUUUACUUGGUGACUUGGAAAAAAUUGCCGAAUCUGCUUUUCUAAUGGUUGUCAUGUAUGCAUUGGCAGUUACAAAGCAAAAGUUAACUCCCAAACAUAGCAAGGAAACUCGGAUGGAGGUGUCGGUGCAGAUAUUAAUUGCAUUUUCUUGUUUAGAGUAUUUUCGGCAUAUUAGGUUGGCUGAGUAUCUGGAUACUGUUAGGGCAGUCCUUCCUAGUGUUCAGGAAAAUGAGUCUGCAUGUGUAACAUUUGUAGAGUCAAUUCCUUCUUAUGCUGAUCUCACAGUUGGCCAAGGAUCAGAGUACUGUUGGUCCACAGAUGACGUGCAGACUGCUCGCAUAUUGUUUUACCUACGGGUUAUUCCAACCUGCAUCGAACAGUUACCAAGUGCAGUCUUUAGGAAAUCUGUGGCUCCAACUAUGUUCCUAUAUAUGGGACACCCAAAUGUAAAAGUAGCUCAAGCUGCACACUCUUUGUUUGCUGCAUUUGUAUCUUCUGGUAAAGAUUCUUUUGAGGAUCAAAGAGCGUCAUUAAAGGAGCAGCUUGUGUUCUACUACAUGCAGAGGUCUUUAGAGGCAUUUCCUGCCAUCACUCCUUUUGAGGGUUUGGCAUCUGGAGUGGCAGCCAUUGUUAGACAUCUUCCUGCUGGUAGUCCAGCUAUUUUCUACUGCAUACACAGUAUUGCUGAAAAGGCAAAUAAGCUAUGCAAUGUAGAGUUUGUUCAUGAUGGUCAUAUGUCCAUGAAAUGGCAAGGAGAGUCAGAACCUUGCAAAAAUCUGCUGGAGCUGCUUCUGCGCCUUUUGUCACUCGUUGAUAUUCAAGUAUUGCCAGACUUGAUGAAGUUGUUGGCACAGCUGAUAGUCCAGUUACCGAAAGAUGGCCAGAGCAUGGUGCUCAAUGACUUGUAUGCACAGGUUGCAGAGUCUGAUGAUCUUACCCGCAAACCCACAUUAGUUUCAUGGCUGCAGUCAUUGUCUUACGUAUGUACUCAAGCUAAGUCAUGUGGGAGUGAUAUCUCCGAGAUUUCUUCAUCGAGGAAAGAAUCACCAAGUUGGAGUGCUAAACUUGCACGACUUUAAAAUGUUGAGAUGCCGGCAGUGGGAGGUUCUUCAAUUCUGAGAUUCAAUUAUGCUUAUUGAUAUGUCAACAAGAGAACAAGCAUGCGGCCUCGUCCCCAACAACUCUGGUCAUGUUGCAUAUCCAAAAACCAACAAAUGAAUACCUUAGUGAUUGGAUUUUUGCACAUUGUUAACUUGGUCAAUCUGUCUUAUAGAGCUGAAUCUUGAACCUGCGAAGAUGACCUGUCAUUGAAAUAUCAACAUAGAUUUUUAAAACAGAUCAGAGCUGGCAGACCAAAUGGAACUCCACUGCUUAACCUCACUCCUGACCAGAGUGGAGAUUAAAUUUCCAGAUGCAAAGCUAUUAGAUCCCUCCGAGUUGCUUGUAUUUUUCUGCCGAACAUAAUCCUGGUCUGCUGCAGCUCAGAGACUCUGCUUAUGUUUACCUAACACAGGUUCCAAAUACUCCUUUUCACCCAGAUACCGGAAUGUUCUAUAUCCGCAUGCUAUCUGCUAGUUGUAUGAACUAGAAGAGGAUACUGUUUAUUCACACGUAUAGUGGAUGCCACAAUAUGAGUGGAGUCGACAUUUCAAUCGGCAUGUGAAAGGGAUUGAGCAUGUUCCAACAAUGUCCACAAUUAAUCUGAGGUGAUGGCGGAGUAGCUACUGAUUCAUAGUGAUGGGGACUAUUGCGGAAUGGGAGAAGAGGUUUACCAAAAAGACUAUGCAUGGGGUCACAGAUGAAGACAGGUGCUUAGGAACAGUAUGUUUUAUAAGCUUAAUUUCAAUGCUUUUGUCGGGCACUCACUGGUUUCCCAGAGUUCCUUUUCUUCUCGUCCUCUCUUUUUUAUUCUUUAUUCCAAGUUGUUGAUGGUCCCCUUGCGCCACAGUGACCGCACUGGCCCUCCUUUCAACCGGAAGUUUUCCUGAAUUGGUUGGCCAAAAAAGAAAGAGAUAAUAGUAUAAAUAAACUUCGAUUCAGUGUGCGAUCUCGUUUUCGAACUUUUAAUUUGUGUAAUGUGGUUCAUAAACUUAGACUCAAUGUGUAAUGUCUUCUUUAAUAUUUAAUUUAUCCAAGUAAA
Molecule: messenger RNA, 3774 nt
Organism: Eucalyptus grandis
Lineage: Eukaryota; Viridiplantae; Streptophyta; Magnoliopsida; Myrtales; Myrtaceae
Exons: 9
Coding region: 257-2713 (818 amino acids)
Source: RefSeq, a predicted model, not a curated record